Daktulosphaira vitifoliae (grape phylloxera) is the source of this 1951-nucleotide messenger RNA. Its product is annotated as neuroblast differentiation-associated protein AHNAK-like. The annotation marks the transcript as partial. Gene Ontology annotation, biological process: regulation of RNA splicing. The transcript is spliced from 2 exons. The record is from RefSeq and is a predicted model, not a curated record. Gene Ontology annotation, cellular component: nucleus; cytoplasm. NCBI's taxonomy places the organism in Eukaryota, Metazoa, Arthropoda, Insecta, Hemiptera, Phylloxeridae.
AUGACAGAAAUUACAUUGCCAUCAGUAGAAGACAAACUACCUGACGUUGAACUACCAUCACUAAAUUUAAAAUCUCCCAAAGUAGACAUUACGAUACCUGACAUUGAACUACCAUCACUAAAUAUAAAAUCUCCCAAAGGAGAAGGCAAAUUAACUGCGAAAUUGCCAGAGGUUACAUUGCCAUCAGUAGACGUCAAACUACCUGACGUUGAACUACCAUCACUAAAUUCCAAAUCUCCUAAAGGAGAAGGAAAAUUAACUGCGAAAAUGCCAGAGGUUACAUUGCCAUCAGUAGAAGUCAAACUACCUGACGUUGAACUACCAUCACUAAAUUUAAAAUCUCCCAAAGUAGACUGCAAAGUAGACAUUACGAUAACGGAUGUUGAACUACCAUCACUAAAUGUAAAAUCUCCCAAAAGAGAAGACAAAUUAACUGCGAAAUUGCCAGAUGUUGAAUUGCAAUCAGUAGACGUCAAACUACCUGACGUUGAACUACCAUCACUAAAUGUAAAAUCUCCCAAAAGAGAAGGCAAAUUAACUGCGAAAUUGCCAGAUGUUGAAUUGCAAUCAGUAGACGUCAAACUACCUGACGUUGAACUACCAUCACUAAAUAUAAAAUCUCCCAAAAGAGAAGGCAAAUUAACUGCGAAAUUGCCAGAGGUUACAUUGCCAUCAGUUGACGUCAUACUACCUGACGUGGAACUACCAUCACUAAAUGUAAAAUCUCCUAAAGUAGACGGCAAAUUAACUGCGCAAUUGCCAGAUGUUGAAUUGCAAUCAGUAGACGUCAAAUUACCUGACGUUGAACUACCUUCACUAAAUGUAAAAUCUCCUAAAGUAGACGGCAAAGUAGACAUUACGAUAUCGGAUAUUAAACUACCAUCACUUAAUGUAAAAUCUCCCAAAAGAGAAGGCAAAUUAACUGCGAAAUUGCCAGAUGUUACAUUGCCAUCAGUAGAAGUCAAACUACCUGACGUUGAACUAUCAUCACUAAAUGUAAAAUCUCCCAAAAAGGAAGGCAAAUUAACUGCGAAAAUGCCAGAGGUUACAUUGCCAUCAGUAGAAGUCAAACUACCUGACGUUGAACUACCAUCACUAAAUUUAAAAUCUCCCAAAGGAGAAAGCAAAUUAACUGCGAAAAUGCCAGAGGUUACUUUGCCAUCAGUAGAAGUCAAACUACCUGACGUUGAACUACCUUCACUAAAUUUAAAAUCUCCCAAAGGAGAAGGCAAAUUAACUGCGAAAUUACCAGAUGUUGAAUUGCAAUCAGUAGACGUCAAAUUACCUGACGUUGAACUACCUUCACUAAAUGUAAAAUCUCCUAAAGUAGACGGCAAAGUAGACAUUACGAUACCGGAUGUUGAACUACCAUCACUAAAUGUAAAAUCUCCCAAAGAAGAAGGCAAAUUAACUGCGAAAUUGCCAGAGGUUACAUUGCCAACAGUUGACAUCAAAUUACCUGACGUUGAACUACCUUCACUAAAUGUAAAAUCUCCCAAAGGAGAAGGCAAAUUAACUACGAAAUUACCAGAUGUUGAAUUGCAAUCAGUAGACGUCAAUGUACCUGACGUUGAAGUACCAUCGCUAAAUUUAAAAUCUCCCAAAGGACAAGGUAAAUCAAAAAAAGGUGUAGUUAGUAAAUUUCCGGAAAAAGACUUAGUGUCCAAGACAGAAUUAUCAAUGUUUUUGGAAAAUGAGAGAGAAUCAGUCGAAGGCCUUAAGGCACAAGAUGUACAAAUUCCGAAUAUAGAAUUACCUGAAUUGGACAUUAUAAUGACCCGUAAGGACAUAAGUUUACCAGACGUUGAAUUGCAAUCAAUAGACGUUAAAUUGCCGAACGUUGAAGUAGCAUCGCUAAAUGUAAAAUCUCCUAAAGUAGACAGCAAAGUAGACAUUACGAUACCUAACAUUGAAAUACCAUCACUAAAUAUAAAAUCUCCCAAAGGAGAAG